GCAGGACAUCGAUCGCUGCUCACACCCGGCGGGCGCCCGGCGGCGGCCGGAGCCUGCCUUCGGCGCUGCCUCCGCUCUGCCUUCUCGGCGUCUGUCCCGCCACCCCGUCCCGCUGCCUCCAUGACCCGCAGUAGGAAGCAGGCGGCGCUGGAGAGAGGAGCCGGGAAGAUGAACACAGAGGCGGGGAGCGCCGCGGCGGCGGCCGCGGGAGCCCGGGCGGCGACGGCGACGGCGGCAGGGGCAGCCGGCGGCGAACCGGCGGCCGCCGCCUGGGGGCUGGAGGGGGAGGCGGAGAAAGUUGUGUACUCGCGCUCGCAGGUCUCCUUCGCCGGCACCAAGGCGCUGGGCGACGCCCUUAGGCUCUUCAUGCCCAAGUCCACGGAGUUCAUGAGCUCCGACUCGGAGCUGUGGAACUUCCUCUGCAGCCUCAAGCACGAGUUCUCCCCGGUCAUCCUCCGCAGUAAGGACGUCUACGGAUACUCCUCCUGCCGCGCCGUCGUCCCCGACCCGCCGCCGCCCUCGGAGCGGCCCCGCCGCCGCGCCGGCAAGCGGCGCUUCCCGGCCGCCGACGCCAAGCGCCGGGCCGGGGCGGCGGGCGGCAGCGCCAAGCGGCGGCGGCGGCGGCGGCGCCGCAGGAGGGAGCGGGGCAGACAGCGGCCCGCUGCCGGUGGCCCCUGCGCCCAGGAGGAGGAGGCGGCGGCGGAGGCGCCGGGGCCGCUGGGCGAGCAGGCGGACAGCGAGCAGGGCAGCCCGGCGGCGGCGGCGGCCGCCUGGGAGCCGUUCGGCGGCAAGUCGCUGGAGGAGAUCUGGAAGGCGGCCACCCCUCGCCUCACCACGUUCCCCACCAUCCGUGUGCGGGGCAGCAUGUGGAACCGGCGGAGCCUGGCGGCGGCGCGGCGGCGGGCGCAGCGGAUCCUCGGAGUGGAUCUGUCCCCCGUGGUGCGGGUGCGCCGCUUCCCCGUGGCACCGUCCUGAGCCUGCGGGGGCUCCGCUCCCCGCGCCUCACCUUGGCCGCGGUGCGGACAAAGAGACCGGUAUCAGUCACCUGUUUACAUUGCUUUUGUCUGGAUCGUGUUCUGCUGCUGCACUUUAUGGCCCGCUCGGGCGGCGCCGGGCCCCCCGCCGCACGGGGGGCGGCCUGCCGGGCCCCGGCCUCGCCCCAGGGUGGGACCGCCUGACAGGUAUCACGCGUGGGGACCAAGUUCCACUUCCACUUUUUUUUCUCUCCCAUUGGGCUACCUCACUGGUCCAGAAGUCCACCCAAGAAGUUAUUUUCCAAAGGAACUUACUUUCAUGCUUGUAUAAUAAAGCACCAUUUGAUUCUUGCUUUUUUUUUUUUUUUUUUUUCUUUCCCCACCUUCCCCUUUUCCGAUGGAUUAUGUAUGCUUUGUGGUGUUGCACUAGUAUGUGCUCAGGGUAUUUUGAAUCCCAAGCAUUCCCAAGUUUCAGUUUACUCUGAUAAAGGAUGCAUAAAGAAUGGAGGUUCAGGACUUGUGGCUGUUCUUGAUGGUGCAAAAACUUUUUAAAUUUUAAUUUCACGAGUUUAGUGAUAUAUAAAGAUGUAUUGCGCAGUAUAAUUGUUACACUUUUGUAUCUAAAGUAAUUUUUAAAGUUUUCUAGUUGAACUAAGUAUUUGUUUCUAUGGAGCACCUAAAGAUAGAAUCAUCCUGAUAUUUUAUAACCCUGUUUACUUUAGGGAAGCUCAUUUGGUCAACCUAAGUGAACUUAAUAAAAGUCAAAGAACAAA
Vidua chalybeata is the source of this 1747-nucleotide messenger RNA. RefSeq names its product coiled-coil domain containing 71 like (gene CCDC71L). The transcript has a single exon. Lineage: Eukaryota; Metazoa; Chordata; Aves; Passeriformes; Viduidae. The record is from RefSeq and is a predicted model, not a curated record. The coding region runs from base 121 to 975 and encodes 284 amino acids.